AUGGCUUUCAAUGACUUAGUGGUAUUCGGGGCCUUACCAUGUCUAGCACGACUCUGUACAAAAGAAAUACCGGAAGACAUCAGGGCAUCGGCCGCGGAAACAUUAGCAUACUUGGCUGAGGUUGACACUUCUCUCCAGCGAUUAGCAGCGAUAUCCAACCACCUGAUGAGCUCGCUAGCGGACAUCGUGAAUUGCGCAAGCCCUGCCGCGAAGCAGGGCGCCUUCAAGUGCUUCGCGUCGCUCGGCGCCAACGAUGAGGACAUCAGGAAGAGGAUCAUUGAGACGCACGGCCUCAUGGUGCACAUUGUCAAUGGGAUGAACAAUCCUGAACCGGCUGUGAGACUAGCCGCUGUGAGGUGCCUGCAUUCACUUUCAAGAUCAGUGCAACAGCUACGGACAACAUUUCAGGAUCAUGCCGUGUGGAGGCCGCUGAUGCAGCUGCUAAGUGACUCUCCCGGCACAGAACUGUUGACCGUGGGCUCGUCGACACUGUGCAACCUCUUGCUGGAGUUCUCGCCCGCCAAAGAGCCAAUGUUAGAUCAAGGUGCUGUAGAAAUGCUGUGUAAUUUAACGAAAAGGCCAGAAGCGGCUUUGAGGCUAAACGGAAUCUGGGCACUAAUGAAUAUGGCUUUUCAGGCGGAACAAAAAGUGAAACAGCGAAUCCUGUGCUGCUUAGGCACAGAACAAAUGUUCCGAUUACUAGGCGAUAGCGACACGCGCGUAAUUAUGAAAACUUUAGGGUUGCUAAGAAACCUUCUCUCCACGCGGCAGCAUAUAGAUGCCAUCAUGAGCGAAUACUGCUCGCAGGUUAUGCAGGCUGUGAUAGUAGUCCUGGAGGGCUCGUACCCGGCGGAGGUGAAGGAACAGGCGCUGUGUAUCCUGGGCAACAUCGGCGACGGCGAGAAGGCCAAGGACCUCAUCAUGGCCAACGAGGAUGUGCUGAGGAAGCUCGUCGAUUACUUGGCGCACCCCGAGAGCAAACUCCAAGAGGCAGCGUUAUUCGUGGCCGGCAACCUGGUGUGGCGCGGCGAGGCGGGCGCGGCGGCGCGGCAGGCGCGUCUGGCCGACCUCGGCGUGCUGCGCGCGCUCAAGCUGCUGCGGGCACGCCAGGACGCCGCGCACCUGCACGACAAGGUAAAAACCGCCUUAGCGCAGUUCAACGAGUUCCCAUAAUAACGCGGGCCCGCCGGCGCUGUCGGCUGCGGCGGAAGUGACUCGGCGAAGUGUUGCCAGGCGGUAGUGUUGCCAGGCGGUAGUGUUGCCAGUGCGAAUAUUUGUUAAGUGACAGGUAAACAUUGUGAUUAGUUUACGUUUAUUUUGUUUUGAAAUGUUAUAUUGAAAUUAAUACUUUUUAUUCGUG
Molecule: messenger RNA, 1360 nt
Organism: Ostrinia furnacalis (Asian corn borer)
Lineage: Eukaryota; Metazoa; Arthropoda; Insecta; Lepidoptera; Crambidae
Product: armadillo repeat-containing protein 8-like
Exons: 10
Coding region: 1-1173 (390 amino acids)
Biological process (GO): proteasome-mediated ubiquitin-dependent protein catabolic process
Cellular component (GO): GID complex
Molecular function (GO): protein binding
Source: RefSeq, a predicted model, not a curated record